Molecule: messenger RNA, 6929 nt
Organism: Branchiostoma floridae (Florida lancelet)
Lineage: Eukaryota; Metazoa; Chordata; Leptocardii; Amphioxiformes; Branchiostomatidae
Product: phytanoyl-CoA hydroxylase-interacting protein-like
Exons: 3
Coding region: 420-1550 (376 amino acids)
Cellular component (GO): cytoplasm
Molecular function (GO): protein binding
Source: RefSeq, a predicted model, not a curated record
AAUUUGGCGGAGUGAUACAACAGUCCAUAUGUGGAAACCCCGCACAACUCGAAUCAUUUUUCAUUGAACAGUGAAAGUGAUUAGGAUGUGAACUCGGGACAUUGGACUGUGUACUGUGUGUUUGCCUGUGCACGGCUGCACAUAUCGGAAAAUUUCAGAGUUCACCAAACUACGCCGAGGGUGAGAAACGCCUUCGCCGCCGACCUGUUCAAUUUUCCCAGAGGUCACGGGAUCGCAUCGGCUUCACGUACUGGAUCGAAUUAGUGCGACGUACACGUCCCUGGUUCCAAGCGGGGGCGGUCAGCUUGUCUCCCGAGGAACUUGUCUGUCUUCUCAACGCGGUUCCAUCCCACCUGUAUCGCACUACAAGCUAAAGAAGAACCUUAUAUAUACCCAAACUGCACCGAUCGUUGGAAAACAUGAGUGCGGGAGCAGGAGCCAGCGGGGGCCGGAAGAUUCCUCCCCAGGUCCCGCCCAAAAGCCGAGACCGGCCGGUGAGCGUGGCUGAUGCGACUGAGGAGCUGUCAGCUGUGCAGCUACAGGGAGAUGCACAGGGCCUCAGCACACCCUGUGAUGUCAAACUGUCCCACAUCACGUGUGACUCCUUCAAAAUCCAGUGGUCCAUGGACCCCAAGGACCACGUCACCCACUUCUUCAUCGACCUCAACAAGAAAGCCAAUGUCAACAGUGCCAAGAAAGCCUUCAAACACAAGGACGUUCCAACCAAGCUGGUCGCCAAGGCCAUCCCACUGCCAUUCACCGUCAAAGGUCACUGGUUUCUGCAGCCGCGGACGAACUACACGGUGUCGGUGCAGACGGCAUGCAAGUUGCCUGAUGGCGAGUACAAGGUGUCGGAUUGGAGUGAGACAGUAGAGUUCUGUACAGCAGACUAUUCUUCUGUGCAAUUGAACCAACUUCUGGACAAAGCUCGGAACAUUAUGUCAGACCGCAAGCUUCCACUCACGCACUUCUACCGUAACCAGCACCAAGAUUACUUUGACUUCAUGCGGAUGAACCACGGAGGCGUGCUGCAACCGUCUAUAAAAGAUGAUGGCGGAAGCCACGGUUCGCCCAUCAACGGCAACCUAAAGGGAAUCUCCUUCAGUGCAAAUGUUGAAUGGAACGAGCGAGAUGGGCCGCGCAUUCCCAUUGAUUCCCCGUACGGCCGCGAGCGCUUCUUAUGCCCGGCUGCCGCCAUGUUCAACGAGAACGCCAAUCUGUACUUUGCUGAUUUGUAUUGCAUGUACACGGCGUACCACUUCGUCAACCUGGUCCUGACGACAAAAGGUUCAGAAGGGGAUCAGUUCUGCAGUGGUAAGUUGCCGCUCCUAGAUCCUUCAAACAAUGAGUUCCUCACACGCAAGAAACGGGAUGACGGGAGUAUGGAGUUUGCCGUCUGCCAGGACUUGAUCGUGGAGUUGUUUUACACCGAGCCAAUGAAAAUGAAGGAGGGCCAAAUGGUGUCUAUAGAGGGGCACGUAGUACCGAGUUUGUCCACAGAAAAUGCUAAGAAAGACGCAAGCUGUAAAAUGUGCAACAUCAAUAAGUAAGGCCCAGGAAUAAAAGACCCCACAGGUACACUACUAGUAUAUGUCACGUUGUUAUAUGUACAGUCAAACCUGGUCGGGCAUCCACCUGCAGUCACAAGCCACACUGAAACAGUCCCAUAAGAAGACCACCUGCUAAGCAACAACAUUUUUGCAGUCCCCAUCCCAUUCAAGAAACGAUCGAGGCACCCAGUCUAGCAGCGGCCAUUUUAAAAUUAAAUUGUUGAUCCCUGCAGGCGCUAGCCUGGUAACUGUUUAACGGGCUGGCCAAGUCCUAUCAAGCGAUGUAACUUAGUGAGGUCUAGGAGAAAAAUGUUAUGUUUCUGGUUACCUGACCAACCCUAGCCAAAACUUGCUGACCCUUGCUUUUUUGUUUUGGUUAGCUGCUUAAGCAAAGGGCUUGGAAUUUUUGAUCUGACAUCUUUGUUAUGAAAUUCAAAACAGAUGUUCUGCGUUACACUGUUAACAGUUAAAUUCUUUUAACAGUAAGAAUGUGUAGUAAAUAUUGUUCUUUUUUGUUCAGUUUAUUGAUUACUUGUGCUUGUCCAUAUCUGACAUAAUUACUAUAUGAUAUUUAACAUGCCAGUGCCUGAUUGCAUUUCAAUUGCUAAUCUAGUGUUUGUAUUUGUCGGAUCACGUGGGCCGAGAUCUAAAAUAGAAAAAAGAUUCCCGACCUACCGACCCUUUUUUUCUGGGUUGUAACCAGAAACACAAUUUUUUGCUAGGCCUAAAUAUGUACUUGCAUAAGCCAACUGCCUCAUACAUGUACCAAUCAUCCAGCCAACCUGGAGCAACCAUUCCUCCUUAGUAACCGACUUCUGCUCAGUCCCUUGAGUGGCUGCUGAGACCAGGUUUGACAGUAUCACCUUGAAAUGUCUUGAAUAGUCUAAUUGUGUGAGGUGUAUUAUAUGAAGGUCUGGCUAAUCACUAGCACAAAUUUAAUGUUGUCAACAAGUUGAUAUUCACCUCUGCUGCAUCUUAUUAACAGUACACAUUGUACAGCGUGUCUCUCACAUGUAACUUGUAUUCCAGGUGCAGUGAUUAAAGCCUUGGUCACAUACACACAUUAGGCCUGCACCGGGGGCUUUUCUAACUUGCUACGUACGGCACUAUCUUCAAUCAUUUGGGAACUGCAUCAUAUGUUGACUGUGACCCAGGCUUAAACUCCUCACUGAAUACUAGACAUAUUUGAGCCACACAAACAGCUUCCAUUGUGGGAGAAAUCUUAAUGGAUGAGCAUGACAACAUACAUGUAGGCAGUUUGUGAGAUGAAUGCCGUAUGUGUGGUUCAAAUUCUUCUACUAGUUAACGGUAUAAAGUUAACAAGAUUUAUUACUAACUGGACUAUUGGGCCAAAUGUGUGGGACAGAACUGCAUGUAAUUUCAACUGCAGUUAAUCCUCACAGUCUCGAACAUCUGCUGCUCUUUCUUUGUGACCAAAUGUUCAAUUUUUUUUUUCAAAUAUGAUAGAUACCGGUAAGAGGAGAAGUAAUAACUGCCAAAAUUUGACCAAAUUAUAUGAUUAUAUGAAUACUCAUGUCGUUUUGGCUAACAGAUUAUAUUGAUGACUUUCAUGAAGUAACUACAUAGUUCUUGAUGACUGAUCUGUCAACUUAGGUAUUGUACUUAAGAAGAUGGUUAAAGUCAGAAAACAAAGUAUAUCAUCAAGUGUGAAUAAAUAUCAUACUUACCCUUUCAAGUUGGAGAAACCUUAACUAUGAAAAAUCUGCACAGUGUACUUCAGUUUUUAAGAAACAACAUUUAACAUAAAGUGAUAUUGGUUUGGCUGAAACAAUUACAUUACAUGUAACGUUAGUUCCCCUUUAUCCGUAGGGUAACCUAUAUCAGUUGUAUAUAAAAAUAGGGUAUUUGGAGAUCGUUAAGUCAUUGGGAUGUAUUUCACAUUGCAAUAUCUUGAAAAUGUUAACAUUUGAAACCCACGUCGUUGACCGGAAAUCUCUAAAUACCCAUUUUUUAAAACAAUGAAUCUAGGUUACCCCGUGGAUUAAGGUGAACUAGCGUUAACGUGAAGUACAGAAUUCUGGAGAUAGGGAGUAAUGUUAGGUACAGGUCAAACUAAAUUUUGAGGGUUAUAUGAAUAAGCUGGAAGGACCUGAUUGCCAUAGUAUGUUCUCCUAUACAUAUACAUGUAGAAGAAUGAAACGUUAGUCCGUUGAUAUAUGAUGACUGUAUGUACAAUGUAGCACGUAGCACAGCUAUCCCAUGUUGUACUGUAAAACCCAUUUCAUUUCAUGUGAGGAGAAAUUUUUUUUUGCAGUUUUAUUGAGUUUGCGAUAGCGCAAUAGUCAUGCUACAGUAUUGGAAACACCAGCUUCUUAACAGACAGCCAGUCGGAAGGCCUCCAUCUAGCGAUUCAGCAAGGGUACUAAGAGUCAUGGACAGAACAGUUGCCUACAAUACAUCAUUUAGUUCAUAAUACAGUAACUGGACAAUGUGCACAGCAUAUAUUAAUGUUCUAAUGGCAGUCUGCAAAUCUUCCUCCAACCUGAUUCCAGCAUUGAACCUCAAGUAUGUUCAUUCCCUUUCUCCAGUACAACUUGCUUGCACUAUCUGUGGUGUAAUUUUGAAUAAUGUGGUGUUGAACUACAAAGUUAAAUUUGAGAAAAUCUUAUGUCAUAGCAGUGUUUGUUGGCAUAAGUGUCAAGAAAACUCCAUGUUUCAGACAAUUACAGCUUGUUCCAACACAAAAAAAAAUGUAUCAGGUAAUGUAGUUUCCAAUCAAUAGCUAUAAAGUGUCACAUCUGUAAAGUCAGUCAAGUUUAAGUCAAGCCAUCCACUUAUCAAAGUACUGAAACUGCAGGUGUAGCAAUGCAAGAUAGAUGCAUGCAAGGCUGCUACCUCUGCAGUAACAUGGUAAGUCUCUCACAAGUACCUGUCAUGAAAGACCAGCAUUACCCAUGGCCAAUACAAUAUACCUUGGGGUAGGGCUGUCUCCAGCUUGACAUUCUUUUCCCAUCCCACUCAUUUUUUGGAGCCCAUGUUGUUGAUUUUCCUGGUUAUAUAUGUCAUUAUGAAAGUACAUUUUCAAUAGUUUCAUAUCAUUUUUGCAACGGAUGGGGUAAAAUUAUUUUCUCUCCCAACAUUAAAUUUCUGUACUAGGACGGAAGGAUAGGUCCUGGAGACAGCUUUGGGAAGCUUCACUGGGCUGACGUUUCCACUAGUACUAUUGUGGACAUGGCCUCUAACCAGCUGGUAACCAAUCAGAGAAUUGGCUUUACCUAAACAAAAUAUGGACUUGAGGCAAUUCUCUGAUUGGCUGGCAGCUGGUAAAGGUCGGCCACAAAAGUGGAAAUCUCAGCCCAGUUUUGCAGAACCUCCCCAAGGUACAAAUGUAUGUAGUAUAGGCCACGAGUGAGGCUCUGCAUACAAGAACGGUCCCCUAACAUAUGUAACCUUCAAACUUGAAUCAUGUUUCAUAACCCUCAGACCAAACAACGUCAUAACUUUUUUUUGAAAAUGUUUUAAAGUGUACGUCUUCAUUAUGUAUGUUUAUAGCUGAGGUAGUGAAUACUAUUGAUUGUCAAAGCAGAAUUAAUGUUUGUAUAUCUGGCUUUGUAUGAAUAUGUUCUGUAUACAAUGUAUAUUGGGAGCAAAUAUGCUGGUAUGAUGUAUAGAUUGUUGAAUUGUAUAAUCUGCAUAAUCACUUCUGUGGCAGCUUCUGUUGUGUUCUAUUAGGAUCUGAUAUUUUGGCCACCUUGAUUUGAUUACUAGUAUAUGGAUGACAUCCCCUCACACAUCAAUUUUCUUCCCUUUUCUGAAAAAAGGUUUUCAACCAUACUGUAAAUCCUACAAAGCAGGUGCUAAAUGGGCAAAUAUAUGCCAUAGAUUGGAAACUAAAUGCUGUAGACUGCCGAAGUCAAUUCCAAAGUCAAAGAAGAAAAUGUGAAGGAUCAAAAAUUCAGGAUCUAUAAUUGUUGGUAAUUCAACUUGGUCAUUCUUCCCAACCACUUAGAUUUCAUAAUGAAGCCAACCUUCCUUGCCAUAACUUUUUCACAUGCUUACAUCAGUUUUGGAGAUGUCAUCCUAAGGCUUAUUAUUGAAUCAACAUAGACUUUACUAACUCUUCAUGGAUUCGCCAUGGAUUUUAUAGGCUGCUAUUGAUAUUUUGGUUUUUACUCAGUGUGUUUUUGAGAGGGUUUUAGAGUGUGGUCAGCAGAGUAUGAAAUUGAAGGCCUCCCUGUUAAGUUCCAGUCUUCAUUUUACCAUGUCAUACAGUAGUACUAUAAAUGUCCUGUUAAUGUAAUGCCUUCCAGUGUCAAUACCACUGUUACAAUUGAAACAGCGCUAUAAUAAGCCUUCUGAUUGGCUAUGGCACAUUUAACACCCUCUUAAAAAUCAUAUGUCCACGUAAAGAACAAUGAAAAGAUUAGCCUGCAGUUCAGCCUUGUUUGCUUCGAGAGCCGGCUAAAGACAACAAGGCUGAACUCCAGGCUACAAAAAGAUAGCAACAGAAAAAAGUCUCAGCCCUGUCUUCAGUCAAUAUAUACAAUGUAGAAAGAAGGAAGUGACUGAAAUAUCCUCCACUGUAUCUCAAUUUGAAUAACUGAUCUGAAGAUACUGUAAUAUCUUGAUAGCCUGGAAUCCAGUCGUGUUGUGCUUUGGUCGUUCCCCAAAGGUAUGCUUCCUACCAACAUAUCUGGUGUUCGUUACCAUUUGAACGAUCGGCAUUUGCAUAUUCACAGAGAUUUUAUGCUAGAUUUCUGAUUGGGUGGUUCAAGCGCUCGUUCAAACAGGCGUUCUAUUAUCAUCAAUGACCCAUCUUCUUCGAGACUAUUGGAACGAUCUGAUAAAUCAAACUCUUGCCAUACUCGAUUGGCAAGAGUGCUACUCAAACAUCCUUUACGUAUUGAAAAGCCUCUAAGGUCUCUGUUUGCUCGUUUUAGUAAAGAAAUUCCGGGUAAUUUGCUGGGUAGUUCAGGCAUUAUGAACGUCUGAUGUGGCGGCCAUGUUGAUGAUAAUGGAACGGCUGUUCGAACGAGUGAGUGAACCAUCCAUUAUUCAGUUAAUCAGAAAUCUUGCAUAAAAUCUCUGCGAAUAUGCAAAUGCCGGUCGUUUAAAUGGUAACGAACACCAGACCUGUUGGCAGGAAGCGUACCUUAGGGGAGCGACCAAAGCACAACAUGGCUGGAUUCCAGGCUAAUAUCUUGAUGUAUGAAAAUUGUAAAUGUGCAAAGACAUAAAGCUCUAAAUAAUUAGAGAAGAGUGAUGACAAAGUGAAAAUUAUGUAAGAUAUUAUCCAUAGUGAACUGAGGAACAUAGAAAUAUAUACAUGUAUAUCACAACAAUAAAUUAUGUCCAAACUUAGCUUUGUGAUUUUGUUGCUCAUUAAAAUAAAAUUGAAAUUACCCCAGACUGACAUAA